CUGUGCAUGGUAGCGGGAGGGGAAUUUCGAUUGCAUGUAACUGAAGCUAAAAAGGCCUAGGAAGCCUGCAUAAAUGGAUCCUUUUCCAUUCACUGGCAAGGACACUGUUUGGACAUAUCUGAGGACGGUUGCAAACAAAAAACGAACAUUUGAAGAUCCUCUUUAUGCAGAAGGCAAUGCUGCCUGUGGAAUGCAGCUACAAUAUGUAGCUGUCGAUUUGGAUGAGGAAGAGCUGGAGUGCGAGCGGGCGCCGCUGCGGUGCGAGGUGGCCGGCUGCGGCCGCCGGCUGGGCUCGGUGGUCGAGCAGGAGGCGCACUACGCCGCCAGUCACCGGCACAGCUGCGCCAUCUGCCGCGCUCGCCUGCCGUCGCUCCACACGCUGCAGCUGCACCUGGAGGAGAGUCACGACUCGCUGUUUCAGCUGCGCGCCCAGCGUCAGCCAAUGUACGCCUGCUUCGUCGAAUCGUGCGGUGUGCUGUCGGCGGACCCGGUCGCCAGGCGGCAGCACUGCGUCAGCGAACACUGCUUCCCGGCCGACUUCUGCUAUUCGCCCCGCCCCCCAGCUGCGGACGUCAGCGAGCCGCCGCCCCCGACCGUGGGCAUCAGCGGGGCCACGCCCCCGGCCGGCCGGCCGCGCCUGCGCUUCUCGUACCGCGUGCCGGAGGAGGGCGUGAGCUUCGGCGAGCGGGCGGGCCUCUGCGUCCGGCUCUCCGGCGCCGGCCAGCGGCGCAUGGCAACAAGAACAGGUGUGGACGCGGCCCGAGCCCGCUGA
Pollicipes pollicipes is the source of this 772-nucleotide messenger RNA. Its product is annotated as zinc finger protein 511. Lineage: Eukaryota; Metazoa; Arthropoda; Thecostraca; Pollicipedomorpha; Pollicipedidae. The record is from RefSeq and is a predicted model, not a curated record. The transcript has 5 exons. The coding region runs from base 74 to 772 and encodes 232 amino acids.